AUAUGUACUUUUUUGACUUCAUAAAAUAUCUCCAUUCUGCAGCUAACUGCAAAUAUUUGCAAAAGGGAAAAAAUAUAAAAUAAAUGUCUCUUAAUGUGGUGUGUUUUGAGUAAACAUAUGCUUGACGUUAGUUGGUUAACCUAAGAAAUAAUGAGGAAUCACUAUGCUUAGAGGAGAAAGGGUAGAGUGGUGGCUGUGAUGUGCAAAAUAAGGAGAGCCAUAAUUUAAGCAAUUCCAUUAAAGAGACUAUAAUUACUGUAGCCUCAGGGUGGUGGCCGGUCACUUUUAAGCCUAAUUGAACUUUUUCUGUAUCAUUAGAAAAAUGGACCAAACUUUGUGUAUGGUGGGAUAAAUACAGUAUUUUCUUCCUACACAUAUUAAAUACCACUGACUUUUAAAGACGUAUACGUCUAACUCUUGAACGCCUUCAUGCACGCCAACACAAUGCAAUAAGCCUUUCCCUGUAUGCAGGCAAACCACUGCAAAUAAAUCCUGGAAUGCCCACAAGUAUUAUUACGCGCUGUAUGCCAGAAACUUUCACGCAAAUUAUCUCAUGUGACCCUCUGAAGAAAUCCUACAGAGGAAUAAGUAUAAAUAAGGAAACGAAGGAUUAGAAGAGUCUAGAGACUUCAUUCUGUAGGCUACAGAGCGGGCGUUUGAACCCGGCGGUUCUGACUCAAGCCCAGGGCAUUUUUCUGGGAUCCCUGAGGUGUUCGCUGUGAACACUGUUGUUCAUUUUACGAGCCUGGAUUUGCAAACACUGUAACCACGCACCGAAUGAUUUACUCCUUGCCUCUGUAGCCUCGCGUCCUCCUUGUGCCUCCUACCUUUUAUUGCCAUUUUAACAUGACCCCAAAGGGUGGACUUGAAGAACGGAGGAGGUUGCAACAGCAAUCGGUUUUGCUACUUGUCACCAGUGCCUCUGAAGUCAAGCCUGCAGCUGACUUGUCAGGAAUGCACACCUUCCUCCUGGCAUCAGCGGCCGAGAGCUGCAAGCUUCGAUCAGAUCCCUCCUUCAGAAACCAGCUCUCUGUGAGCAGACCUUUAGAAUUCGCCCGAGAGAAAGAAUGCCCAGUGGUUCACAGCAUGGCCUUGUGAACACAUUUUGCAUAGUUACCCCCAAGCACACGCACUCCCCUUGCCAAUAUUCUGCGUGUGAUUGCAAAAACUCUCACUGGACUUGAUGGGACAAAUUGGGCAGCUUUCACAGGUGACUUCCUUGUGCAGGCCAGGAUAAAUAUAGAUCAGAGGCACCAGGCCUGGGCCCAGGUUGUCCAGAAAGGCCAGCACAGUGGCCUCUGUACGUUUUGAUAAGCCACUGGAACUUUGUAGAAUCGGAAAUUUUUACAUAAAAAUCAAAUUUCUUACAUUAUAAGGGAAAAAUCAGAUGAUUGGGAAAUGCUGGGCUCAAAUUCCUUUGUUAAAACUGCUUCUAGAGCUAAGUAGCAGCUGCCCCAUUAAGAUGGGGGAUCCAGGUUCCCGGGUUCACCAUAGUCCCUCACUCUCCGUCCUACCCCUGUGUCCCUCACCUGCUUGACUGCUCUCGCAGCUUCCAUGUUUGUAGGCCUGCUCCAUGAGGCACCGUAGUGAAGUGGGAGGAAUCUGGCCUUCGUCCUUGGACAGACUUAGGGCUGGGAACUGGUUCUACCACUUACCUCUUUGUGUGGUCUUGGGCAAGUCACUUGAUCUAAGGAAGCUUCCGUUUCUGCAGCCAAGUGGUUUGCAGAUUGCAAGUGUGUGAGAAAUACCUAACCCAGUACCCAGCGUGCGGUAGAUGCUCCAUACAUGGAAGCCCCUACAAUGGAAACAUCUCACAGAACAUUCUGGGAGAAAGGAUAAGAGUCUACCAAUCAGAGUUUUAAAUAUUCGUAGGUUGUUCACAGGAGGGACCUUAGAGCUGCUACAGAAAACAUCCUAGCUUUAUGGAGAAGGAAUCGAAAGCCAGGAGUUGACAGUCUAGUCCAAGAUUACUCAGUUACUCAAGGCCAACAGGUCCAGAGCCAGUGGCUUUCCACUGAACCACAAAAAGUCUUCGGAGUAUGGUUUUGAGGAUGAAGUAUGUGAAAGUGCAUUUUGCAUUUGAAUUGAAUUAGGCAAUUUCGGUUAGCAUGAAGAUGGUACAGCUGCGUGUGAUCAUCAGCUUUGGAAAGAACGGAGUAUCAUUGACUCAUUCAUUCCUUCAGCAUUGACUGAGUCUCUAGUGUGCACAUUCCUGAGCUGGAAAUCCAGCACUGGGCCUGCUGGAAGGGCCACCGCCUUCGGAGAGCUUCGACCUCACACGGGGAAGCAGAGGAGAAGACAGAUAAGCAGACGAUUUCAGGUGACCAUGGAUGCCGGCAAGGAAAGCAAGAGGCUUUUGUGAGAAGCAGCCAGUCUUGCAAACAGCCAGGCAGAGCGUGGGCAGGUAGGAAGUGCAGGGACCCCGAGGCAGGAAGAUUUAUCUCCUAAGGACCCAGGUGACCUGGGAGAGGUGCCCAGAGGCUAAGGAAGCCAGGAUAAAAGUUUGGAUUUUAUUCUUAGGGUAGUGCAAAGGAUUUUAAGCAGAAGAGUGAUAGAAAAUAUUUAGCUUUUGUUCAAACACUAUUUUACACAGAAGCCCCUUUCAGGGUGGGGUUGGAGAGAAGACUUUUAGCUGAGCCAGUCUCCCCUCCCUCCAACUCUGUGACUGUCCCCAGGGGGUCCUUUGGCUCGCCAGAGCUCCCUAUAGUGCACUGUGGAGACCUCCAAGGCAGGCAGUUUUCAGAAUCCGGAGAAUCUGUGACUUGCCCACCUAGGGUCCCAUGCCCAGUGUCCAGAAACACAAUGCAGUGUUCUUGUCAUUAACCCAAAGGCUGAUUGCUGGUAUUUCUGUUCUUUUUUUUUCGUUUUUUUCCUAAUUCUCAACACUUUUGUUGGCUCUCAUGUAUUCACUCUUGGGUCACUAGAAUGUUCCCUCUCAACCACAAAAAAACUAUAGGUUGGUGCAUAAUGUCUGAAACGGGAUACACGUGUCAGAUGUCCCUGAAUUUGAGUUUUCCAAUGACAUUAUGAUACAGCUAACUUUUGCCUUUUUCUGUGCUCUCAACUCAAAAAAGAAACCAUUCAUUUGUAUUUCAGUCCAACUCAGUUGUUUUCGUUUUGUGGUGGUUGAUUUGAGGUAAGAUGUUGCCAAUGGUAGAAACCGCCAGCUCCCACACGAAGCCCACCCUGAGCUCCCCCUGCUCCUAGCACAGGCCGGGCCUUCAGAUCCUACCCAGCUAAGGUUGGCUGAACAGUGCAGUGUAGACAAUGACAGUCCCACUAGCACCUUUAAUUCUGGGCAUUGUGUACUUUAGGCUUGUGUGUAAAAAUUAUGGAAGUGCUGGAAAGGGCAGGAGAUAGCAUUGAGCGCCUUCAUUUUACAGGUCAGGAAACUGAGCCUCAGAGAAGUGGUGUGAUUUGGGUCAACCUCACAGCUUGCAAGGGCGAGAGCAGGUCUGGGAUCCAGGCUUCUGACUCCUCCGAGUGACCCUUGCACACCAGCACGUGUGCUUUGAGACCAAGUUCUGAGCAUGGUCAGGCAGCGUGGGUGGCACAGGUCAUGCCAUCAGGAAAUCGGGGGCAUAUUCUUGGGUAGCUCUCAAGCAUUUGUGUGUCAUGGUCUCACUCCGCCCCCACCCUCUGUCUUUAUUCUUUAUUCUGUUGUUCUAGAAGUUUCUGCCAGGUGGGUUUUGGGGCCAAUGUGGUCACAGAAUGAAGCAUCCUCACCAUGACCGCAUUGCUUUUCACCAUGAAGCAGUUCGACCAAACGCUGAUGGUGAGACCCUUGGCAAUUUGGGCUUUGCCUCAUGAUGGUAGAGGCGCAAUAAACAAAUUUUGAUGUGAACUUAGUAAAGAUCUGUCUCUUUUUAAUCUGAAACUGCACAAGAACGUUAACUGCCCAGAUGUGUGCUGGUGAACUUUAAAUGGCUCCUGCCCGCUCUGUUCCCUGUUUGACUUGAAUUUUCUUGAACAAGUGGUGUGUGGGUUCAGCCCAUUUGGCCGAGUGAGAGGUAUGGGAAAGAGGUACAUUUGCACCCUCCUUUUUGGUGUCCACAUCCGGAUUUACCUAAACCCCACCCAGGUUGCAUUUGCGUAGCAAUGAAAAACCAGUAUUUUCGAUCCAUGAAUCACACUAUAAAUCCUGGGCCUCUGUCUGUCAGGGGUGCGUCAGGCCAACUCGCAAGAAGGAUGGGCACAGUUGAAGGCGAGCUACGUGCAGAUGGGGAAUGUCCUGCUGCCUGGGGGCCCGGCAGGUGACUGCUGAUGUCCACUUGUGGAUCUGGACAUGGAGCCAUCUGUGUGUCCUCCUGUAGAAAGGCCGAGAAAGGACGGCAGCUUCCUGAGUUUCUGCUGUCGGGGACCUUGCAGUGCCGCAGACAAGAGUAAGACAAGAAGCCCCAAACUGUCUCACAGUCCCCAACCUCCCAAUUUGGGCGACACGGUCGAGCAUUUAUCAGAGGCGUCUGUUGAUUCCUUGGAAGCCAUGUCUGAGGGAGACGCUCCAAGUCCUUUUUCCAGAGGCAGCCGGACUCGAGCCAGCCUUCCGGUGGUGAGGUCGACCAACCAGACGAAAGAAAGAUCUCUAGGGGUUCUCUAUCUCCAGUAUGGAGAUGAAACCAAGCAGCUCAGGAUGCCGAAUGAAAUCACAAGUGCAGACACAAUCCGUGCUCUCUUUGUAAGUGCCUUUCCACAGCAGCUCACCAUGAAAAUGCUGGAGUCGCCCAGUGUUGCCAUUUACAUCAAAGAUGAAAGCAGGAAUGUCUAUUAUGAAUUAAAUGAUGUAAGGAACAUUCAGGAUAGAUCGCUCCUCAAAGUGUACAACAAGGAUCCCGCACAUGCAUUCAAUCACGCACCGAAAACUAUGAAUGGAGACAUGAGGAUGCAGAGAGAAAUUGUUUAUGCAAGAGGAGAUGGCCCUGGUGUCUCUCGACCUGGAUCCACAGCUCAUCCACCCCAUGCCAUCCCAAAUUCUCCACCGUCCACUCCUGUGCCCCAUUCCAUGCCUCCUUCCCCAUCCAGAAUUCCUUAUGGGGGCUCACGCCCAAUGGUUGUUCCUGGCAAUGCCACCAUCCCCAGGGACAGACUCUCCAGCCUGCCAGUCUCCAGAUCCAUCUCACCCAGCCCAAGCGCCAUUUUGGAAAGAAGAGAUGUAAAGCCAGAUGAAGACAUGAGCGGCAAGAACAUUGCAAUGUACCGAAAUGAGGGCUUCUACCCUGAACCUUACCUUUAUCAUGAGGGGCGGAUGAGCAUCGCCUCUUCCCACGGCGGGCACCCGCUGGAUGUCCCUGAUCACAUCAUCGCAUAUCACCGCACAGCUAUUCGGUCAGCGAGUGCGUACUGCAACCCUACCUUGCAAGCAGAAAUGCAGAUGGAGCAGUCACUGUACAGACAGAAAUCAAGGAAAUAUCCAGAUAGCCACUUGCCUACUCUGGGCUCCAAAACGCCCCCAUCCUCUCCCCACCGAGUCAGUGACCUGAGGAUGGUAGAUAUGCAUGCUCACCAUAACGCCCAUGGGCCCCCUCUCACCAUGCAGCCAGACCGGGUCUCGCCAAGCCGCCAGGCCUUCAAGAAGGAGCCAGGCACCUUGGUGUAUAUUGAAAAGCCACGGACCACCCCGGGAUUAUCUGGCAUUGUGGACCUCGGCCCUCCUCUCGUUGAGAAGCAGGUGUUUGCUUACAGCACCGCCACAAUCCCCAAAGACAGAGAGACCAGAGAGAGGAUGCAAGCCAUGGAGAAACAGAUUGCCAGUUUAACUGGCCUUGUUCAGUCUGCGCUUUUUAAAGGGCCCAUUACAAGUAAUAGCAAAGAUGCGUCUAGCGAGAAAAUGAUGAAAACUGCAGCCAGUAAGAACCACACAGAUAGUGCAGGAACCCCCCAUGUUCCUGGUGGGAAACCUCUCAGCGCCCUGGAGUCCACGGGACCCCCCAGCCAGCCCCUACCUGCUGGCGCCUCGGCCAUCCACAUGAGCCUGCUGGACAUGAGACGCAGUGUGGCCGAACUCAGGCUCCAACUCCAGCAGAUGCGACAGCUCCAGCUGCAAAACCAGGAGCUGCUGAGGGCGAUGAUGAAGAAGGCUGAGCUGGAAAUCAGUGGCAAAGUGAUAGAAACGAUGAAGAGACUGGAGGAUCCUGUGCAACGACAGCGCGUCCUGGUGGAGCAAGAGAGACAAAAAUACCUGCGCGAAGAGGAGAAGAUCGUCAAGAAGCUAUGUGAGCUGGAAGACUUCGUUGAAGAUUUGAAGAAGGACUCCGCAUCGGCUGGCCGAGUGGUUACUCUAAAAGACGUGGAAGAUGGGGCUUUUCUCCUGCGACAAGUGGGAGAAGCUGUCGCUACCCUGAAAGGAGAAUUUCCAACCUUACAAAACAAGAUGCGGGCCAUCCUGCGCAUAGAAGUGGAGGCCGUGCGGUUUCUGAAGGAAGAGCCACACCGGCUGGACAGUCUCCUGCAGAGAGUGCGGGGCAUGACCGACACCCUGACCAUGCUGCGGAGACACGUCACCGAUGGGCUCUUGAAAGGUACAGAUGCAGCCCAGGCUGCACAGUAUGUCGCUAUGGAAAAGGCCACCGCCGCAGAAGUCCUGAAGAACCAAGAGGAGGCACUCCACACCUCAGGCCAGCCCCUCCACGGCGCAGGAGUCCCAGGCGACAUGAAGUCAGAGGUGAUGCCCUUGACAGUUCACCAUGCACAGAGCUCUCCCGUGGUCAUCCAGACCUGCCAGCUCUCCUCGGCCCUGCUGAACCCUGCCCAGCACUUGCCUGGGGGCACUGGCCCUUACCUGGCCAGCUCUCCAGCUGUCACACAGGAGGGGACCUCUGCUCUGCAGUCGGCACAGGCUCCUCAGUCCCCACAGACGCCCGUGAAUGGUUCCACCAUGCAGAGCUUGUUCAUUGAGGAAAUCCACAGUGUGAGCGCCAAGAACAGGGCGGUGUCUAUUGAGAAAGCAGAAAGGAAAUGGGAAGAGAAAAGGCAAAAUCUGGACCACUAUAAUGGGAAAGAGUUUGAGAAGCUCCUGGAAGAAGCUCAGGCCAAUAUCAUGAAGUCAAUUCCAAACCUGGAGAUGCCACCAGCCUCAGGCCCACAGCCAAAGGGCGAUGCUCCAGUGGAUAAGCUCGGUCUUUCAGAAGACUCUUCAAAUUCAGAACAGGACUUGGACAAGCAGGGGGGUAAGUCCCCACCUCCUCCUCCCCCACCCCCACGGCGGAGCUACCUGCCAGGAUCGGGGCUCACCACCACCAGGUCCGGCGAUGUGGUCUACACCAGCAGGAAGGAGAACAUCACCACUAAGGCAAGCAGUGAAGAUGCUGGACCAAGCCCGCAGCCUAGAGCCACAAAAUGUCCAGCAGAGGAGCCUGCUUCAGCCUGGACCCCAUCUCCACCACCAGUCACUACGUCCUCCUCAAAGGAUGAGGAGGAAGAAGAAGAAGGAGAUAAAAUAAUGGCAGAACUCCAGGCAUUCCAGAAGUGUUCCUUUAUGGAUGUAAAUUCAAACAGUCAUGCUGAACAGUCCCGGGCUGACAGUCACGUUAAAGACACUAGGCCGGGGGCCACAGUCUCACCCAAGGAGAAGAAGGGCAUUUUUGGAAGUUGGAGAACAAAGCAGCCCAAGAAUUUGGAAUUUUUCCAUGAAGACGUACGGAAAUCUGAUGUUGAAUAUGAAAAUGGCCCCCAAAUGGAAUUGCGAAAGGUUACGACAGGGGCUCUAACACCUAGUGACCAUCCUAAGUGGGAAAGAGGAGUGGAGAAUAGUAUUUCUGAGGCAUCAAGAACAUCCGAAUAUAAAACCGACAUCUUAAUGAAGGAAAAUUCCAUAUCUAAUAAGAGUUUACUUAGAGACAGUAGAAACUACUCCCAGAAAAGUAUGUCUAAGGUCAAUUCCAGUUUCCCUGGCAUUAGUUCAUCAGAAGGUGAACUAAACAAAGGGCCUAAAGUCUCGGGACCGCAGCCCCCUGUAUCUGACACUGAGAUUCAGAAGAUGAAUUAUGGAAAGACAAAGGAGAUGACUCAACAAGGACAGGAAAACACAGAUAAAUGUCACCUUCCGUCUCCCGCUAGAUCAACUGAACUGAGUAUCCGUGACGUCAAAACUCAAGAUCAAGAGGUUCCCAUGACAGAGUUUGGCCAAGUUGUUCUAAGACCCAAGGGGGCUAGGCAUGCUAAUGUGAACCCUAAUGAGGACGGAGCAUCAAUGCCAAGUUCUCCCACUGAUGAAAAUGCAACCACUGACAACAUUGCUUUCAUGAUCACCAAAACCGAGGUCCAGGUCCUGUCCAGCGGAGAGGUCCGAGAUAUAGUGAGCCAAAAGGGAGAAGAUGUACAGACAGUUAACAUUGAUGCCAAAAAAGAGACGGCUUCUCAACAAGAAGGAAGUGAAAAUGAAGAGCCUGUCGUGUGCCUGGACAAGAAACCAGUGAUCAUCAUUUUUGACGAACCCAUGGACAUCCGAUCCGCAUAUAAGAGACUUUCAACCAUAUUUGAGGAAUGCGAUGAGGAAUUAGAGAGGAUGAUGACAGAGGAAAAGAUAGAGGAGGAGGAAGAGGAGGAAACUGGAGGAGACCCUCUAGCCCAGAAUAACACUUCCCAAAAGUUUCAGAAGAAGGUUGCCACUGGCAGCCUCGGAUCAGGACAGCAGGCUGAGAGCAGCUUACAGCCACGCUUCCUUUCAGCAGAGACCAAAAUACCAGGAGGACAGGAAAUGAAUGGUCCUGAGCCGAUCAAGUUCACUCAAACAGAUUCUCCAAGUUCAGAAAGCAAGUGUGACGUGACCGAUGACCAAUUUGAAAGCCCCAAGAAAAAGUUUAAAUUCAAGUUCCCUAAAAAGCAACUCGCCGCUCUCACUCAGGCAAUUCGCACAGGAACCAAAACGGGGAAGAAGACCCUGCAGGUGGUGGUCUACGAGGAGGAGGAAGAGGACGGCGCUGUGAAGCAGCACAAAGAAGCCAAGCGAUUCGAAAUUACUAGAUCUCAACCCGAAGACGCGCCGAGAAAUAUGCUCAGGAGACAAGAGCAGCCCAGUCUAGACAGCACCUCUCCCAUCUCAAGAACGGAUGAAAUUAGAAAAAAUACCUACAGAACGUUGGACAGCCUGGAGCAGACCAUCAAACAGCUUGAAAACACGAUCAGUGAAAUGAGUCCCAAAGCCCUAGGUGACACCUCAUGUUCUUCCAACAGAGAUGCUUUUGCAAGCUCAUCCCACAUAGCCCAAGAGGCCUCUCCCCGAGCCUUGCUAGUUCUGGAUGAAGCUCCCUCUGCCCUAGAGCCCCCCUCGUCCAUACCUUCAGCUUCACGUAAGGGCUCCAGUGGGACCCCGCAGACGAGCAGGAUGCCAGUCCCCAUGAGUUCCAAGAAUAGACCCGGAAGCCUGGACAAACCCGGCAAGCAGUCCAAAUUGCAGGAUCCCCGCCAAUAUCGUCAGGCUAAUGGAAGUGCUAAGAAAGCUGGUGGGGACUGUAAGCCUACUUUCCCCUCCUUACCUGCUUCUAAGAUUCCAGCCCUUUCUCCCAGCUCUGGGAAAAGCAGUUCUCUGCCCCCUUCUAGUGGUGACAGCUCUAACCUCCCUAACCCUCCUGCUACUAAACCAUCGGUUCCUUCUAACCCUCUCAGCCCCCAAACAGGACGACCUGCUCCCUCUGCCUCCCUCAUCCCCUCUGUCUCUAAUGGCUCCUUAAAGUUUCAGAGCCCCACUCAUACAGGUAAAGGUCACCAUCUUUCAUUCUCACUGCAGACUCAAAAUGGCCGAGCCGCCCCUUCCUCCUCCUCCGCCCCCCCCUCCCCCGCCUCCCCCACCUCACUGAAUCAAGGUGCCAAGAGCAUCAGGACCAUCCAUACUCCUAGCCUCACCAGCUACAAGGCACAGAAUGGAAGUUCAAGCAAAGCCACCCCAUCCACAGCAAAGGAAACCUCUUAAAGGCCAAUUCUAUUAGGCACAAGUUGGAGUUACAUUUAAAAAAGAAUUUUUUUUAACAGUCUUCAACAACUGUUUUCACAAGAGAAUGUAACAUAUUGCUGUACUGUUUGAGGCUUUAAUGCUAAGUAUGUGCUAAAUCCUGGAUUAAUAGAUUUCAGUACCGCUUGUUUGUUUCUUUACUUUGUUGCUGUUGUAAUAACAUAGUGUUUACAGUCUAUAUUCAAUACCUGUUAAAUGAAGUAAGCAUGUGUUACGAAGAGAGUGUGGCAGGAAAGAAUGCGUGUGUGAGACAGGAAGAAAAUGUAUUAAGCAUGUAAAACAUGUAUGAUUCCAGAAUUUUAGUAUGUUUUGUAUAAAAAUAUUUUUCAUUACGGAGACUCGAAGUGAACAGAGAAAUACACAAGUGUGACUAUACAAAUUGUAAAACAGAUACUAUAAUAUUUCCUUUUAUUUUAGUGUUAUUUAGCUUUAUUACAGAUUUCUAUUUUUGUCAAAAACUUCAUGGUUCCUUUCAAGAUCUUUUUUGCCAAAACAUUUUGAUACUAUAGCAUUGUACAUUUGAAAGUAGUAUGCUAGAGAAUAAGCCAAUGAACUUCUAUACAGGCCAACCAGAGGCGUAUGUAGAAGGCAAUUUGACAAACCUAUUGCACUGCCAUGAAAAUGAUGUAUAAUAAUUUGCCAGCCCAAGCAAGAUAGUUUUCUUUGUUUUUCUUUCUUUCUUCGUUGUUUAACAUAUUAGGAUUCUCUAGUUGUUUUCCUUGCAGUAUCUAACCCCUUCCUUUUUUUUCUGAGACCUGGUACCCACACUAUGGCAUUGUGGAUUUUAAAAUGUACACUUCUGUACGGUUCUGUAAACUGAUCAACUUUUGUAAAUAUAUAAAUAGACAUAAAAAUACUGUAUGUGACAGCACAUAGAGUAGUUUUCCCACACCAAAGUUAAUUUUUAUGCAUGCUUUAAAAAUAUAUAUUGGGAUGGGCAGAAAUGGGACUCUCCAUACAUUUUUAAAAAGCAACAAGUUUGCACAGCUAGAGUGUUUUGUAAAUAAAUGUAUUUGUAUAACACAGUCAUGUAAUAUACAGAACUAUAAGCAGAGACUUUGCAAAACUAAAUAAAGGGCUGCAUGCUUAUUAUUUUUUGUA
Messenger RNA from Equus caballus (horse), 11044 nucleotides. Its product is annotated as KIAA1217. Gene Ontology annotation, cellular component: cytoplasm. The record is from RefSeq and is a predicted model, not a curated record. NCBI's taxonomy places the organism in Eukaryota, Metazoa, Chordata, Mammalia, Perissodactyla, Equidae.